Messenger RNA from Limanda limanda (common dab), 2690 nucleotides. RefSeq names its product inhibitor of nuclear factor kappa B kinase subunit epsilon (gene ikbke). The transcript is spliced from 21 exons. Gene Ontology annotation, cellular component: cytoplasm. Bases 113 to 2272 code for a protein of 719 amino acids. Gene Ontology annotation, biological process: peptidyl-serine phosphorylation. Lineage: Eukaryota; Metazoa; Chordata; Actinopteri; Pleuronectiformes; Pleuronectidae. Gene Ontology annotation, molecular function: ATP binding; protein serine/threonine kinase activity. The record is from RefSeq and is a predicted model, not a curated record.
ACACACACACGCACAGACACACACACUCUCACAGACUUCCUCAAUGUGUUGUGUUUCCAACUGCUGCUUCCAGACAGACUCAUGAGGUGUGAGGAUCCAGUUGAAACUCAGAAUGUCGGGGAUGACGGCUAGCACGACAAACUACCUGUGGUCUCUGCAGGACGUCCUCGGUCAGGGGGCUACUGCCAGCGUCUUCAAAGCACGGAACAAGAGGUCCGGUGAGCUGGUAGCUGUCAAGGUGUUCAACUUGAUGAGCUACAACCGCCCUCAUGAGGUCCAGAUGAGGGAGUUUGAGAUGCUGAGGAAGCUCAACCACAGCACUAUUGUCAAGCUGUACGCUGUGGAAGAGCUGCCCUCUAAGCAGAAGGUGCUGGUGAUGGAGUAUUGCUCCGGAGGGAGUCUGCUCAGCCUGCUGGAGGAAGCUGAAAAUGCCUUUGGCCUGCCAGAAACCGAGUUCCUCACUGUGCUGCAGUGUGUAGUGCAGGGGAUGAACCACCUGCGUGAAAAUGGAGUGGUCCACCGAGACAUCAAGCCGGGCAACAUCAUGCGACAGGUGGGGGAGGACGGGAAGUCUGUUUACAAGCUGACAGACUUUGGAGCAGCAAGAGAGCUGGAGGAUGAUGAGAAGUUUAUGUCCAUCUAUGGGACUGAAGAGUAUCUGCAUCCAGACAUGUAUGAGCGCGCUGUGCUCCGCCAUCAUCAUCAGAAAUCCUACGGAGUGAAUGUGGACUUGUGGAGUAUCGGUGUGACAUUUUACCACGCUGCCACUGGGAGUCUUCCCUUCACACCCUUUGAAGGACCCCGCAGGAACAAGCCCACCAUGUUCAAAAUAACGACAGAGAAACCAAUGGGUGCAAUAGCUGGUAUUCAGCGUGUGGAGGGAGGACCUAUUGAGUGGAGCUACCACCUACCUCACAGCUGCCAACUCUCCCAGGGCCUGCAGGUGCAGCUCUCUCCGGUAUUAGCAGGGAUACUGGAGGCUGACCAGGAGAGAUGUUGGGGUUUUGACCAGUUCUUCACAGCCACCACAGACAUAUUGCAGCGACAGCCGGUUCACCUCUUCUCUCUGCAGCAGGCCAUGGCUCAUAGUAUCUACAUACACCACUACAAUACAGUAUCUGUCUUCUUCGAGGAGGUGGCAUCUCAGACUGGCAUGGGGGUUCAGCAGCAACAUCUGCUGUACCUGGGGCAUGACCUCUCUCUGGAGGGCACCAUGAAGGUCGUCAACCUCCCGCGUACCUCCCCUACCCAACCCCUCCUCCUGCUCAGCUACGAGCCUGACGCAAACAUCUGCCUGCCCUUCAGAGAACCAGAGACUCCUGUCAUCCCAUCCCGGUUUGAUGUCAUGGCAGACUACAAUUUCUCCAAGGUGAUAGUAGGAGUGGUCCACCAGUAUCUGAAGAUAGUACAGUUGCUGCACACACACCGAGACCUUCUCCUGCAGGGAUACCACAGCUACAUGAUGAGGUUGCGUAGGGAGUGUGGAGAAUCCAUUCAUAGUAUCGAUAAGAUCACCAUUAGGCUGCAGUCCUGCCUCAACAUACAACACAGAAUUCAAACAAUUGACCAUCACUCUUCAGAAAACCAAGGCUCAGAUGAUCAUAGUCAAAAACUGCAGCUGGUCCACGAGCACCUGCCCAUAUACACUGCGAGCAUCCAAGAGUUCCAGAAUCGACUGGACCAGCUGCAGAUAGAACAGGCCAAGCUAGCAGAGACCCUGGCCAAUGACAAGAGCUGUAAGAAGAUGGAGAUGCUGGUGCAGAAGAUAACAGCAAUUCAUCAGCAUUAUCGCAAAGACAGAGUCACUGGCAAGUUGGCAUAUAAUGAUGAACAAAUACACAAGUUUGAGAAAAUCCACCUGUCUUCCCACAUUAAGCGAGUGAAAUCCCUCCUGAGAGACAAGUGUGUGCAGAGAUACAAAGAGCUUCUGGCCUCAAUAAGGACGUGGAGCAGUGUUUUACAGGAGAUGCAGACCCGACUGCACGACUUCAGCUCUUUCUCCACAGGCUUGCUGACGGAUCUGGAGAUGAGUGAACAGCGCCAGAAUAAGGUUCUGGACAGAGUCCUUUUCAGUCUGCAGUCCAGGAGAGCCGAGCAGCAGCCUGGGAUCACACCCAGGGACCAGAUGGUCUCCAGGAUGCACCAUCUGAAGGAGGAAAUGGAGAUUCUGGUGAGAGAACUACAGUGUAACAACAACAUCAUACAGAGUUUGGGAGCAGUGAACCCUGCAGCAGCUCUGGAGCCGAGCUUGACCAGACCCUCUACCCUUUGACCAAAGUGCAGCAUGUUUGCAUGUGAACUCACAAAUCUGUGACCAACACCUCAUUUUCACUGUUAAUCAUGAACAGUAAAGGACAAUGUACUGGAUCCUCGUUCAGGACCACCUGCAGUUUGUGUUGUAUGAAGAGGAAGCAACUGAAGAUAAUCAAUAAGUGGGGAAUCGAUAAACGAUUAAGUAGUGCUUGGAAUAGAGGAAGAGGAAAUGUUACCGACAUAUUUUGUCUGUGUGUGUUAGUGUGUUAGUGUGUUAGUGUGUGUGUGUGUGUGUGUGUGUGUGUGUGUGUGUGUGUUGCAACUGAGUACAGCAGUUCAAUACAAAUCCCAUUAAUUCCUUUUAGUACUAUUGAAUUUCUAAUAGGCUGCCACAGUAAUGGACUGUCAGAGAAAUUAAAAAAAAAUAGGCAAGUAAA